Messenger RNA from Triticum aestivum (bread wheat), 1511 nucleotides. RefSeq names its product solute carrier family 15 member 2. NCBI's taxonomy places the organism in Eukaryota, Viridiplantae, Streptophyta, Magnoliopsida, Poales, Poaceae. The transcript is spliced from 2 exons. The record is from RefSeq and is a predicted model, not a curated record. The coding region runs from base 705 to 1172 and encodes 155 amino acids.
GCCCAUCAAAGCCCAAUUAGCCCCCGGCGCUAGGUCUUGUGGUUUGUCCUUCCGCCCGAGGGGGCGGCGCCGCCGCCGCCGCCAUGGAUGCUUUCAGUGUUUUAGCUUUUUAUCGAGAGCGUACUUGGUUUUAGCCAGAAAUUUCUCCCCUCUUUCUGUCCCCGUAUUGUUCUGCUCUGUUAUUACUGAUUGAUUUUGGUACCUCAGGAUAUUCCCGACUUCGAGAUACCAGUAAUGGCGGAUGAAGAGGAGUAUUAUGGAUUGAUGCUUCAAAUCCAACAGCACGUCCGGAGCGUCCAGUCAAUUCCCUUGUAUGGCAAACCAGUUACGCCUCCGGUACUUGAUAUCAGCGAGGAAGUGUUCUACAUCGUACGACUGAUGAGUGAUCAGACAAAUGAUCACGUCGAUCAGUUGUUUCGAUCGUCAGACAUGUACUAUUUGGGUUUCAAGCCAGUCGAUGCAAUCGAGUACUUUGCGUUUGCAGAUACUCCCUCCGUUCGGUAAUAGAUGACCCCGUCGUAUUUUUUGCGAAACAGUCCUUCUAUUUUUUCCGACCAAUCCCGCGGUCCUCCGCUCCCGACAUAGAACUCCGUCGCUCACCAUUCUUGCUCGCCCGCUCGCCGUCUUGGCUCUCCGACGCCGCCCCCCACCGCCUUCCUCCCUCCCCCGCCCCACGCCGCCUUCCUCCCCCGAACCACGCUGCGAUGCUGCCGGCUCGUCCCCCUCCUCGUUCCCCACCGUCUCAAGCUUCAAUUUUUGCCACAUCGCCGGUGGUUGAUCUGCCGGCAGAAUUGCGGGCGGCGGCCUGGAGCGGCAGUACGCAAGCUCUGACUCCAUACCGAGCCAGCCGGCACACCCGCCAAGGAGCUCCGCCAGCCGCUGCCCUAGCGCCCGCGGCCGUCAAUGCGUGGUCGGGCGCCGCGUCGAUGUUGCCGCUGCUCGGCGCCGCCGUCGCCGACUCGUGGCUCGGCCGGUACCGCACCAUCGUCGCCUCCUUCGUUAUCUACAUCACGUGGCACAAAGGCGAGCUACCUUGGCGUGCAGAAGAGGCCCCCGUCCCUUGCCUUGUGCCCGGCGACCAACAACUGCGUGUCGACGUCCGAGAGGAUAAGCAAUUCCAAUCACUACGCUCCCCCAUGGCAACCAUCUGUGUUCAGUUCUUUCACCAUUGAUCAUGAACCACAUUAUAUGAUAAAUUCAGUGAGUAAGAAAUUGCAGAGUCCCAAAUAUGACAAAAAUGACAUCUGCAUUUUCUAAAAACAAUUUAGUUGCAAUACAAUGUCAAUUACCUGAAGCAGCACAUUCGGAUUUAGUUGCAAUACAAUGUCAAUAGUUGCAAUACAAGGUCAGUUAGUUGCUUCAUUUGUUAUUAUUAUUAUUACCACUGAUGUGUUUCUAGAAGAAACAAUUAUUACUCCUAAUUCAUGCUCACACAACCACUUCAUGCUCAUACAAUCAUACAAGUUGAACCACAUAGUUAUUGACACAGAGAUUGCCAUGUUGCUAAUAAA